AUGGUCAGUGACGAAUUGAAGCUGGAACCAUUGGUGACUACCAAAACAAGUAGUGUUGACGCGUACGUGUACUUUUCCCUACUGGAAGUGACAAAACUCAGUGACGAAUCGAGAAUGAAGCUGUUAGUGACGGCCAAAACGAGACGUACUGACGCUUACAUGACCUACUCUUCACCAAAAGUGACAAUGGUCAGUGAAGAAUCGAAGAGCAAGCUGUUAGCGAUGUCCAAAAUGAGCAACACUGACGCUUUCGUCCACUUUUCUUCACCGAAAAUGACAAUGAUCAUAGAUGAAUCGACGCUGAAGCUACUGAGUGAGAAUAGUCAUAGUUCAAUCGAGGUUGAAGCUGUUGAGCACACCGAAGACGAGACGUACUAA
Angiostrongylus costaricensis is the source of this 378-nucleotide messenger RNA. The record is from the annotation of a GenBank genome assembly. Lineage: Eukaryota; Metazoa; Nematoda; Chromadorea; Rhabditida; Metastrongylidae.